Molecule: messenger RNA, 2437 nt
Organism: Blepharisma stoltei
Lineage: Eukaryota; Ciliophora; Heterotrichea; Heterotrichida; Blepharismidae
Source: the annotation of a GenBank genome assembly
AUGGUAAACUUCUGCAAUAGAAAGCUCAAACUUCUGAUUUUUGGAGGCGUAGUCAUGGCAAGUAUCCUCCUUUUUCUCGCCUUAAUUUUCGAAGUCUUUUUCUUACUCUCCUACCUAAUUACUUUGCCUGGGUCUCUUUUGCUUUUCAUAAUUUCUUUAUGAUUACUCUUACGAUUUGCGGCACAAAUUUUGAUUUUUCCAGGGUCCUGCUGAUUUUGAAGACGAUCGAUUGAAGCAAGUUUCUGUAGAGAAAUGACGUCACAGAUUUAUUACAAGAUGAAAGACCUUCACUUAUAUUUGGAACAUUUGCAUGAAAAAGCAAAAAAGAGUGGAAAUGAAGAUAAUAACCCUCAGGUAUCGUAUGGGUCGGUAUCAUUUACUUGUCAUCUGAUAGAAACAAUUCAUGAUAACUUAAAAACCCUUGGCAGUUCACUGUCCAAACACCAAAAUCAGUUUUACUCACUUCUAAUAGACCUAAAAUCCACCCUUGAAGAUAUUACAAUUAUUGUGGAUUCUUGUGAUGAAUACAAACUCUGGAACUGAAUGAAAAUCCAAUACGAAAAGCCUGACCCAUCCAAUAUAGUUUUCGAAGAUCGCCUCAAUGACACACAAUUCCACCACGCCAUUGAAACUUGUGAACAAAUUGGAAAAGCCCUUUUGACUUCUUGUGGGCCUACAACUUGCUAUAAAAGGCUCAAAAGAUGGGCACUUGACGACACGCUAGGCUCAGGAAACUAUAUGAGGGCGGAUCUCUUAAAGCGCUUUAAUUCAGAGCAGGUCUGGAUAACUGCAGAAGACGGUGUAAAUAUUGAUGGAUUUUUUGUGCAGAGCACACCUCAAGGCUUGCCACGUCCUUGCAUGCUGAUUUGCAACCCAAAUGCGGGUUUCUAUGAAUUUUCUUUUUUUCAGACUGAGUGGCUUGAAUUUUAUAUAAGAAAUGGAAUCAAUGUAUUUUUGUGGAAUUACAGAGGGUAUGGAAGGACUUCUGGGAAACCGAGUCUGCCAAGAAUACAGAAAGAUGGGCAAAUUAUUGUGAAUUAUUUGAGGACGACAAAAAAUGUGCCGAAAUUGGGGGUGCAUGGAGAAUCGCUAGGAGGGUGUAUUGCGACACACUUGGCAAGGGAGUGUGCACUUGAUUUUUUAUUUGCUGAUCGGACUUUUGCGUCGCUGGAAGAUACGUCGUUUUUUAAUUUUGGGAAAGUCGCAUAUUGGGGGCUGAAAGUGGCCCAGAAAGCUGAUAGCGAUUCUGCAGGAGAUUAUUUGGCUGCAGACUGUUAUAAAAUAUUAUAUUUAAAAACAUAAAUAAAAGCAAUUAAUUCAGCGUAGGAAAAUUAAUAUUAAUUAAAAAAUUAAAUCAAAUAAUGGUAUUAAUCAUAAUUAAUGAGAUAUCAUCAGAUCCUCAAGACAAAAUGAUCAGUGAUUUAGCAUCAUUAAAAGCAGGAGUGGCUUAUAGAUUAACCACUGGGUUUCAAGAAAAAAUUUCAACUUCUCUUUCCAAAUCGAAAAAUAUACCUAAUUGCAAUAAAUAAAAGCAUUUAUACUAGCUAAUAUCCAAUUUUAUAUAUAAAAUAAGACAACAGCUAUAAUUAGGUAUGAUUUUAUUUAUUGUAAUUAAAGCAUAUCAAAAAAUCGCAUAUUUUAACUGAAGACGAAAUUUCAAAUUUUUCUGGCUCAAUUUCUAGGCUCACUCGAUUAAUAGAGCAUUUAUCAAUUUUCAAAAAAAUUCGUGAAGGAGACUCAUUAAAUAAUCCUGGUCACCUAUCAAAAGUCCCUACUCAGUAUCAGCUAUUGGUGAAAGAGACUGAUUCUCUAGAUGAUGAACAAAUUGUGAGCACAGUUAUGAGAUUAAUGGCUGUCAUGGAUAACUUGGAUUCUGGAGGGAGCUCAUUAAGCUCAAUAUCAAAAGCAAAAUUUCAAGAGCUUAACUUGGUAAUAUGAAUUUCUACACUCGAUAUUUGGGGAUCAAGCUUAUAUUUAGCAGGCUCUGAGACUUGUGGUCCGAUUACCUACUCUUAAUUAUAGAAAAAUAAUUAUUUUAAACAUUAAAAAAUAUUUAAAUAAAAAAAUUUUUUUUUUUUUUUGGGAGAAAUACACUAUAAAAUCCAUAAAAGAAGCAAUAAAAGAAUUGGAAAUUGUCAUUUCUUCAAAUGAAAACUCGACAAACUCGCUAUUAAGAGAAAUUUGUAAAGAUGUCGAUAAAGUUUAUAAGAGCCUUCAAAGAGUUCUGAGUUUUCUAGAAGAAAGAGCUGAAAAUACUCCAUCUGAAAACUCGAGCUCAUCUUUUAACCUGAACGAAAGCAUGAUUGUGACAAGUACAGUGGAUUACCAGAAAGCUGGAUUUUUAAUUCCGUUAACUUGUGGGCAUGGAGGCCCGUAUAGUUCUUUUGAAAAAACAAUUUAUGAAAAACACCUUGUUAAUGCUAAUUUUAUUUCAUAA